AUGCUGCCCCCGCCCACCGCAAAGCCCGGCCCGUCGACCGUGCUCUCACCGGCACAGACCCUCGUCGACGGUCGCAUCCCGCAGAGGUACUCCGUCGCGCGUCGGUACCUCCUACUCAUCAUAUUCUGCCUUGCGCAAUUUCUCGAUGCGUUCAAUAACUCGGCGCUCUUUUCGGCCAUCCCUUCGCUUGUCAUAUCGCUGGACAUGAACGAGUCCGAGUCAACGUGGAUUAUCAGCGCGUUCCAGCUGACUUUCGCAUCAUUUCUUCUCAUUAGCGGACGAAUCAGUGAUAUUUACAAUCCGAAAUUCGCUUUCAUCGGCGGCGUCUCUGGCCUCGGCAUCAUAUCCAUCGGCGCCGGCUUCGUCUCAAGCAAAAUUCCACUGAUUGUCCUCCGGGCGCUGAGCGGUAUCGCGGCGUCCAUGACCAUCCCCUCUGCCCUGACGCUACUCGUCAACGUUUUCACGGAACCUGCUGAGCAGGCGCGCGCCAUCGGGGUCUUUGGGGGGUGCGGCGCUGUCGGUAACGUCCUUGGUCUGAUCAUCGGGGCAAUAUUUGUGCAGUUUGCAUCAUGGUCCUGGGUCUUCUGGUUCGUCGCGCUCGUGUGCAUGCCCAUCGCCACGCUCUGCAUAUUCCUCAUACCGAAGCAAGAGCCGCGCCUGGACGACGCUGCGAUUCAGAAUUGCGCCCGAUGGAAGAGCCUCGACAUCGCUGGUGUUUCUAUCCUCACCAUUGCGCUGAUCCUCUUCAUUUUCGGGGUCACUUCCGGGACGACCUCUGGCUGGGGUUCCCCUGCCGUCCUCGUCCCAUUGAUCAUCUCUGUCUUUCUCGUCGGGGGAUUCUUCUACUUCGAGACGACCAUUCCCGCGGGCCGUGCGGCGAUACCGCCCCGGACAUGGUUCCUACCAAACUUCCUGGUUUUGUUUUUCACGGCACUCCUCCCAUUCUUCUGGUGGACCACGAUUUUCACAAUUUACACGACAGUAUGGCAGGAUGUGUGGAAGUGGAGCGCCAUUUCUACCGCCAUUCAUAUGAUUCCUAUUGGGGUGCUCUCGUUUACUAUGAGCUUCACGGGCCCGCUCUCGCGCAUGAUCGACUCAAAAUGGAUCAUUCUCUUCGGAGAAGGCCUCUGUAUCGUCGCCACCAUUCUCUUCGCGUUCGCCGACGGUCCGGAGCGCUACUGGCCGUACAUCUUCCCCGCAUUUGUGCUUGGCUCUGCCGGUGCGAUGCUUGCCUACACCCACACGAACAUCGCUAUCUUCCGCACGAGCCCGUCCUCGAUGGCAGGUACGGUGGGCGCGAUCUUCAAUGGGGCGCUCCAGCUUGGUUCUGCGGUCGGCAUCUCUGCGGUCGGGUCUAUCAAGUCGAGCGUGGAGGACACGCACGGGGGGCCGAGUUCGUACGCUGGCUGCGCCGCGGCAUACUGGUUCCUCCUGGGCGUCGUUGGAGUCGAGUUUGUCGGGCUGCUUGUGUUUUACAAGCCCGACAUCGAGGGCACGACGGAGGACGAGGUGCUGCAGAAAUCAAAGACGCUCGAGGACGUCGAGGACGUCGUGAUACAGGAGAAGGUGGCGGAUGAAGGAGGAGACGAGGGUGAGAGGAAGGACAAGGUGCAGGAACAAGAGAUGGAUGUUAGCGACAUGUCAGCGCGGCCGACUCAAGGUGACGAUAACGUCUAGGCUGCCUACAGUCACCUCGAGAUCUGCUGGCUAUACGCUCGCUGUUUGUUCUUUCUUCCGUCUUGAUUUGGGCUUAUGAUAAGGCAAUCUUGUUCUGUUCCGGCUAGUCUCACGUCGACAUCAUUAGACAUCAUCCUAGACGCAUAUAGAUAGACACGACACGGUUGUUACACCGCCGAUUAUGUCUAGUACGCAUGUAUCGCUACAUUUCUGACCCUUCGGUCAACGCCAUGUGACGAUUUUGAC
Dichomitus squalens LYAD-421 SS1 is the source of this 1923-nucleotide messenger RNA. Its product is annotated as MFS general substrate transporter. Gene Ontology annotation, molecular function: transmembrane transporter activity. The transcript is spliced from 7 exons. NCBI's taxonomy places the organism in Eukaryota, Fungi, Basidiomycota, Agaricomycetes, Polyporales, Polyporaceae. The coding region runs from base 1 to 1677 and encodes 558 amino acids. The record is from RefSeq and is a predicted model, not a curated record. Gene Ontology annotation, cellular component: membrane. Gene Ontology annotation, biological process: transmembrane transport.